Molecule: messenger RNA, 946 nt
Organism: Frankliniella occidentalis (western flower thrips)
Lineage: Eukaryota; Metazoa; Arthropoda; Insecta; Thysanoptera; Thripidae
Exons: 6
Coding region: 181-849 (222 amino acids)
Biological process (GO): protein sumoylation; double-strand break repair via homologous recombination
Cellular component (GO): nucleus; Smc5-Smc6 complex
Molecular function (GO): zinc ion binding; SUMO ligase activity
Source: RefSeq, a predicted model, not a curated record
GUGAUGCUGUGUGUGAUUGCUACCCCUGCAGGGAGGGGAGGGGGGAGUCAAGCCGUUUGUCACUUGUUCUCCUGUUGUGUGUGGGCGUCUUGCGCGGGCUUUCUUCCUCCUGGCUUGUGCCUUUUAUUUCGGUUUUGGAGUUCUAUAUGUUAGAAGUUUAACUUAAUUUUGUCACUAACAAUGGAUGAUAUCAUUAAAAAAGAAAAGGAAUCCCUUCGGCAUGGGAUUCAAGAAGCAUAUUUAUGUGCGGAGUUCCUUACUAAAUAUGUUGAGAAAGGAAAUGAAAGAGACACUCACUUAAAAAAUUUGGAAGGACUAGUUCAAAAUUAUUGUUUGCUAGAUUAUCAUCUAGAUAUUAGACCUGGCCUUGUGGCACGAAUGUCUCAGGAUGAAAACAAGAAGAUUGCUCAAAAAGAGAAUUCGGAGACUGCUGAAUUACCAGAGGGUAACACUAACUACCAGGCGAUCCUCUGUGAGAAAGUUGCUAGUGCCAUUAAAAAUCAUAAUGUUAAGGAUCAUGAGAAAUUGAAGGACUAUACAAAGAAAGUUAAAAGAUUAAUUAAUGUUGCGGAUGGUACAGGAGAUGAUGAUGAUCUUAUGGUAACUGAAGAAUCAGAAAAUCUUCUGGAUCCUCUUUCAAAGACUGAGCUUGUUGAUCCUGUUAUCAGUAUCAAAUGCAGGCAUCGCUUCAGUAGGAAAACUAUCAUGGAGCAUCUUACCCAUGGAAGACAUGGGUCUCAGUGUCCAUAUGUCGGUUGUAAAGCAAAACUAACACCAGACGAUUUAGAGGAUGAUCUUAUUGCUGCACAGAUCGUAAAGAGAUCACAGUAUCAACGUCAGCUGCAUUAAUGCGUCAUGUCGACUCUUUAUUUUCCUACACUGUACGUUUACAAUUGACUAUAACCUUUGAAGUAUUAUUAAUAUCAUUAAAAUGCAUCACCUCUUA